Messenger RNA from Carica papaya (papaya), 551 nucleotides. Its product is annotated as CASP-like protein 4D1. The record is from RefSeq and is a predicted model, not a curated record. NCBI's taxonomy places the organism in Eukaryota, Viridiplantae, Streptophyta, Magnoliopsida, Brassicales, Caricaceae.
UUCUCUUGUUAUCUCAAUCAUCAUCCUCAUCACCAACAAAACAUCCUUAGAAGUCACUCUCACCAGCGAUCUCGUUGCUGUGCUUAAGCUUAGAUUCAACGACAUCUACGCUUAUCGUUAUAUGCUGGCUGCGGUGGUAAUCGGAUUGGCUUACACAAUCUUGCAAGUUGGAUUCACAUUAUGCCACUUUUCAACUGGAAAUCACGUUAUAGGUGGCCAAGGACACUUGCUCUUUGAUUUCUACGGUGAUAAGUUUAUAUCGUAUGUAUUAGCAACAGGUGCUGCAGCUGGAUUUGGUGUUAGCAAAGACUUAAAAGAUACCGUAAAGAUAAUAUUCCCAGAAUCAAGCUCCAAUAUUGAUAAAUUCUUCAGCAAGGCACAUGCAUCUUGCAGUCUUCUUCUCAUUGCAUUCGUCUUCACUGCAGUUUUAUCCACUCUCUCUUCUUAUGCACUACCUAAGCGAGUCAAUAAUUAAUUAAUUGAUUGAUUAAUUAAUUAAUAUUAAUUGGUUGUUAAUUUAUAUAUGUCAUAACAGGGUUUAUUUGUUUGAA